AUGGACUCGUCACAAUCAGCACUCCCUACGACAAAAUCCUACAUCGUCAUCGGCGGCGCCUCUGGCAUGGGUCUAGCAACUGUCCAUACACUACUGAACCGCGGCGCCCAAGUAGCCGUCAGCGACACCUCACGUCCCAACCUCGACUCUCUAUCCGCAAAUCUCUCCCCCACCACAUCAAGGCGAUGUCUCAUCCAACCCGUCGACGUCACAGACAAGAUCGCACUCCACGGAUUCUUCCACGCGCGAUCUGGGACAUCCGAUGAUGAGUAUGAGUAUGAGUAUCUUAUGAAUUUGAAUGUGCGGGGCUUGUUCAACGUGCUGUCGACUGCGUUGGUUCCGGGGUUUCUCGGCUCCGGCGAGAGCGUGGUUCAUGUUGAGAGCAUCUUCUCGCAGAGGGGGUUCAGGAAUGGGGCGGCGUUUGCGGCCUCGAGAUAUGCUGCGCUGGGGAUGGUGAGGAGUGCGGCGAUAGAGACGCAGGGGCGGGUGAGGGUGAAUCAUGUUUUACCGGGCGUCAUCGAUACACCGAUGCACCGGGCAAAUCUGGCGCGCGUUAAGGAUUUUACUACGACGCCGACGACGCCAAUUGCUCGGGAUGGUACAGCGCAAGAGGUUGCGAACGUGGUGGCUUCUCUACUGAGUGAAGAGAGUAGCUUCGUGACGGGAAAUGCGUGGAAUGUUGACGGCGGCGCAAACUGUUGA
Messenger RNA from Penicillium diatomitis, 702 nucleotides. Its product is annotated as SDR family NAD(P)-dependent oxidoreductase. The coding region runs from base 1 to 702 and encodes 233 amino acids. NCBI's taxonomy places the organism in Eukaryota, Fungi, Ascomycota, Eurotiomycetes, Eurotiales, Aspergillaceae. The transcript has 3 exons. The record is from RefSeq and is a predicted model, not a curated record.